Haliotis rufescens (red abalone) is the source of this 1130-nucleotide messenger RNA. Its product is annotated as protein shisa-5-like. The record is from RefSeq and is a predicted model, not a curated record. The transcript is spliced from 4 exons. Lineage: Eukaryota; Metazoa; Mollusca; Gastropoda; Lepetellida; Haliotidae. The coding region runs from base 207 to 716 and encodes 169 amino acids.
AUGCAGUCAGACCUGCUUGGAGAUCAUUUCGAGAUAAGAUUAUUUAUUUCCGGAUCAAACUUGAGACAAGUGGCAAUGGUUGGUUAGCGUCCAUAGUUACUAUCUCGUCCGACGACUUGGAUUUUUUGCAUCCCUGGUUACAAGUGAUUGGUGUGAAACUUCCCGCUCGUAGUUGAGUUGGGAUCAAACCCCAGCCACAAUUCGCCAUGGAGGUGCUCUACUGUCUAACCGGAAUUCUUCUGGUUCUACUGGAAGAUGUCACGGCAGAGUACUGCUCGCGUUAUUCCUCCGGCUACUCGACGAUGUACUGUUCCAGCGGUUGCUGCGGCAGCUACUCAAACAGAUACUGCUGUACAAAUGUGUCUGUGAUCACCGGUGCCUCAGUCGGCGCCUUCUUCUUCGUCGUUUUCGUCAUCGCCGUCAUCUACGCCUGUGUCAGGUCGGCCAACAGGCCAGGCCGUGUGAUCGGCGUGCAGAACGUGGGGAUGGGGGCCACGACGGUGGUCGCAACAACAGGUAUGUCUGGUCAACAACACUACGGCUGUCAUGUGGGCCAGAUGCCCCCUCCUCCCGGAUACAACGCGUACCCUCCCCCAGGCCAGGCGCCGUAUCACCCUCCCCCAGGCCAGGCAGCGUAUCCCCCUCCCCCCGGCCAGGCAGCGUACCCCCCUCCCCCGCAGUACAACGCCCAGCCACCUGCCUAUCCCCCCAAAUAAGAUGACGAUUUCAUACAUAUAUUCGGCUGGCGAUCAAAUGUGUCAAACCAGAAAUGACAGAAUCAAACAACCUUACUUCAUGAGCCCCGACGCAGAAACUACAAUUAAAUAAACAAUGGACUGAGGUGAGACUGAGGUGAGACUGAGGUGAGACCGAGACACGGAACAACAACCAAUCAGUCGCCUUGCCUGGCCAACCCACCACCUUCAACCUUGCUACCCACGAGGCAGCGAUCGGACAACCGGCAAACAACAAGACAUCUUACUCAAAUCAAUGAAUGUCCCACGAGUGAAUUGUUUGAUAGGCAUUACUUAGGGUGAGUGGGUAUGGUUUUACGCCGUCUUUAGCAAUAUUCCAGCAAUAUCACGGCGGGGGACACCAGAAAUGAGCUUCACACAUUGUACCCAUGUCGG